Molecule: messenger RNA, 1129 nt
Organism: Prionailurus viverrinus (fishing cat)
Lineage: Eukaryota; Metazoa; Chordata; Mammalia; Carnivora; Felidae
Gene: SECTM1
Product: secreted and transmembrane 1
Exons: 7
Coding region: 1-999 (332 amino acids)
Biological process (GO): immune response
Molecular function (GO): cytokine activity
Source: RefSeq, a predicted model, not a curated record
AUGAGAUACACCGGCUCCCACCACUGCACAUCUGAGCGGUUUUGUGAGGCUUCUGCCCUGGGUGUGGAUCCCGGAGCCCCAUUGGGGCAGCCUCCUCCCCACCCCCGCCGGCUCCACCCUCGCCCUCAGCCGCCGGGCCGGCGACUCUCCUCUGGCUCUGUGCACACAGGAGCGGCCGCCUGCGCAGGGAGCCGGGGUGCAGGGAGUGUCCCAAGAACCAAUGAGGUUCCCUGCCUCCCUGUGCUGCCUGCCAUGCUGUCCUUGACCUUCCUCCUCCUGGUUACCAGGAUGCUCUGGCCCAUCCUCCCGGCCACCGCCCUGAGUGCUCAGGAUGGAAGAGCUGGGGACCUUCCUUGUGGAGAGGAGUGUGCCGACUGCGCGCUCCUGGCCCAGGAGCUGGGGACGCCGAGGCGGGCCCCAGGGGACGCGGAGGCAGCCUUGCACAGGGCCACCACUUCCCAACACUCAGACUGGGACAACCCCUCCUGCACCGAAGGCGUGGUUUCCGUGUCGAGGGGUGAGCGGGCCGUGAUGUCCUGCAACAUCUCCAACCCCUUCUUGGGCGUCACCGUCUACCUGAUUGCCCUUGGGGAGGAUUCCCAGCCCCUCUUCAGGGUGACGCCCCCAGGCUGCUUCUGCCGGGGUGAGUGGCAGCUGCAGGUCCGCGGAGGUGUGGCACAGCUGGUGAUUCCGAAGGCGAGCGAUGCCCAGGCUGGGUGUUACAAGUGGCAUCUCGAAGGUCUGCAGAGGAAUAUUAAAGUCACCACGCUGAACGUUUUAGCAUCAGGCGCAGAGGCCCAGGGCCUGAACCAGACAGGAGUCCUACCCCUCACCUCUUCCUGCGGCCCGCAGAUGCCGUGCCCGGGGUGGGCCGGACGCCAGUUCCAGGUGGUGCUCGUGGUCACCGGUGUCAGCGUCGCCCUCGCCAUCCUGGUGGUCACCGUGUUAGCCUGGCGCCGACGGCACAGUCCCCUGUACUUGAAGUCCCCAGGGGUCUGAGGCCACCGGCACCGAAACUCACCCCCCAGCAACGGAGCCCCGCGUGUCCCACACCCAUCUGGUUGACAGAAGCCCGUGCACCUCACAGAGGUGGCAGACAGGCGCAGGCCCCCGUCCCUGUCUGCUGGCC